AUGAAAUCCGCAGCCCAGUCCUCAUCGGCUCUUUCUUUAAGGCAAAUGCCUCAGCAGCAGCUCCUGCGCGAACCUGAAGACGAUUGGACGGGUGUUAUCGACCAACAAAAACGGCGACGGCUGCAGAACCGCCUGAAUCAAAGGAAGUACCGACUGAAACUGAAGGUUAAUGACGGACGGUCAUCGUCACAUAAUGUCUCCGAGCCUUCUUCUCACCCGUCCGUUUCGGAAGUCUACCCCAAUGAUACAGGCUUCGUCACCACAUUUCCUCUGACUAACGCCGCGGAACAUGAGGAGGACGACUUGAACUGCACCCUAGCUCCUCCAGGGGCAUUGCGCUUCCGCCGGGAUUUUGAGACAGCUGCACACCAGAGCUUCUUGCGUGGCUUUCCCCGUAUCGAACACCUGAUCAGCCUCCGCCGGCUAAACGUCCACCGUGCUAUCAAUGAUAAUAUACGCGCAAUCGGUAUGACACCCGACUGGCUGCGGCCAGAUGAAGCCAUUUCCAUCUUCAAUAUGUCUUCCGUAGACCACAAUGAAGAUCAAAUUCCUUCAAGUCUGCGUCCAACAGCCAUCCAACGUGCUGUGCCGCAUCACCCCUGGCUAGACUUCUUCCCGUUCCCUGGCAUGCGUGACCUGAUGAUUAUCGCUGGUGAUAGGCUAGACGAGGACGAGCUAUGUCGUGAUCUCAUGGCGUUUUGGGAUACGCACAACACGGGAGCUACUCUUCUAGUCUGGGGUCAGCCAUGGAACCCUAAGAAUUGGGAAGCUACAGAGGGUUUUGUAAAGAAAUGGCAUUGGCUAAUGGCUCGAUCGCCUGAACUGCUGGAAUCAACGAACUUCUGGAGAGUGAAGAGGGGUGACAGAGUGCUGAAAUGGCGAUUAUUGAUAAACUCGCAUUGA
Talaromyces amestolkiae is the source of this 903-nucleotide messenger RNA. RefSeq lists its product as uncharacterized. The transcript is spliced from 2 exons. Bases 1 to 903 code for a protein of 300 amino acids. The record is from RefSeq and is a predicted model, not a curated record. NCBI's taxonomy places the organism in Eukaryota, Fungi, Ascomycota, Eurotiomycetes, Eurotiales, Trichocomaceae.